Camellia sinensis is the source of this 1117-nucleotide messenger RNA. RefSeq names its product basic helix-loop-helix (bHLH) DNA-binding superfamily protein (gene ILR3). Gene Ontology annotation, molecular function: protein dimerization activity; DNA-binding transcription factor activity. NCBI's taxonomy places the organism in Eukaryota, Viridiplantae, Streptophyta, Magnoliopsida, Ericales, Theaceae. Gene Ontology annotation, biological process: regulation of DNA-templated transcription; intracellular iron ion homeostasis. The record is from RefSeq and is a predicted model, not a curated record.
CAAUAACCAAUCUUUUCUCUCUCGUCGAUCUACUUACCCACGUUGAUUGAAAAAAGAAAUCUACUUACCCACCCACCCACAGAAAGUCUAAAACCAGCGGCGAAACCCCCUGUUAAUUCUUCUCCCUCCUCAUCACAAUUGCGCCGGAGAAAUCUCUACUUUUUCCGGCGAUCAAUCGGCAAUGGUUUCUCCGGAGAACACCAAUUGGCUCUUCGAUUACGGCUUGAUUGAAGAUAUUGCUGUUCCUGAUGCCAAUUUCUCUGCUCCUGCUUCUGGCUUUGGCUGGCCCAUGCAACCCUUGAACGCUUCCUCCAACGUCGGUGUGGAACUUGAUGGCUCAUUGGGGGAUUCAGACAGUCACAAGGAAACUGGCUCGAAAAAGAGGGCAAGACCUGAAUCGUGUGGUGCAUCAAGUUCCAAAGCAUGCAGGGAGAAGUUGCGGAGGGAUAAGCUCAAUGACAAGUUUAUGGAAUUGGGAUCUAUCCUUGAGCCUGGAAGGCCUCCCAAAACAGACAAGGCUGCUAUUUUGGUUGAUGCUGUUCGUAUGGUGACACAGUUAAGGAGUGAAGCUCAAAAGUUGAAGGAUUCGAAUUCGAGUCUGCAUGAUAAGAUCAAAGAGUUGAAGGCGGAGAAGAAUGAGCUUCGUGAUGAGAAGCAAAGGCUAAAGGUUGAGAAAGAGAGGUUGGAGCAACAACUAAAGACAGUGAAUGUCCAACCUGGGUUCAUGCCUCCACAUCCUGCAAUCCCAGCUGCAGCGUUUGCUGCUCAAGGCCAAGCUGGGGGCAACAAAUUGGUGCCUAUCAUUAGUUACCCUGGAGUCGCCAUGUGGCAGUUCAUGCCACCUGCUUCUGUGGACACCUCUCAGGAUCAUGUGCUCCGCCCACCAGUUGCCUAAUUGGAGCCGUAGCCUAAAAUGGUUUUUGAUUUUGCACUGUACCUCGAGUGCUGCCCAUUUGAUUUGUGAACGCUGUUGGCUGUAUUAGUGGUUUUCGGUGAAGUAUGUAAGUGGAUUUCGUUGUUGAUUGAACACUUGAAUGCUAUUUCGGAAUUGGCACUAGUUAAUGCUAGAUUUUUUAUGUAAAUGUUAGUUGAAUUAAAUCUGGCAGCUUAUAUUUUU